Messenger RNA from Dioscorea cayenensis subsp. rotundata (Guinea yam), 1895 nucleotides. RefSeq names its product E3 ubiquitin-protein ligase arih1. The record is from RefSeq and is a predicted model, not a curated record. NCBI's taxonomy places the organism in Eukaryota, Viridiplantae, Streptophyta, Magnoliopsida, Dioscoreales, Dioscoreaceae. Gene Ontology annotation, biological process: ubiquitin-dependent protein catabolic process; protein polyubiquitination; positive regulation of proteasomal ubiquitin-dependent protein catabolic process. Gene Ontology annotation, molecular function: ubiquitin conjugating enzyme binding; zinc ion binding; ubiquitin protein ligase activity. The coding region runs from base 308 to 1609 and encodes 433 amino acids. The transcript is spliced from 5 exons. Gene Ontology annotation, cellular component: ubiquitin ligase complex; cytoplasm.
GCACUCAACAGCACACCUGCUGCUCUCAAAGGAAUGAUUUUUUUCCCAGAAUUCCCAGCACUUGCAUGACCAGUAACUGCCCUUUCUCUUCUCUAUUUCCCCUUCUUCACCAGUUUCAUUUUUGGAAUGGCAUCAAAGGGGAUGGUGGUGCUUCUCUUCUCUGCUCAGCUCUGCUCUCCCUUGUAUUUUGAUCCAUUCCUUGAAUGAUUCCAAUUGGUUUGGGCUUUUUUUUUAUGCUUCUUGAUUUGGAUAUGUUUGUUGAAGUUUUCUUGAUUUUCUUGUUUUGUUAGGUUGGGGAUCUGAGGAAAUGGAAGGAGGGAAGAGUUGUGAGUUGGAGGAGGAGUUCCAGAGCUGUUGUGGUGAGGAUGAGGAGUGGCAGGACAGUGAGGAGUGUCUGGAUGAAGGGUUUGUUGAAGAGAUUGAUGAAUUCUCUGUGAGGAUGUUCUUCAAAGGGGUUUCUGUUUCCAAAGGUGAGGGUUUGGGUGCUGGUGUUUCAGGGAUUGGUGUGGUUAUGGAGAGGCCUGUUGGAGGUGCUGCUUUGCAGGUCCAGAAAAAGCUUGAUUUCUUUGUGGAGCAUGCUGUGGCUGAGCACUUGGCUUUGAUGGAUGGCCUUGUGGAGGCUUUGGCCAAUGGUGUUCAGAGAGUCUUUGCCUAUACUGAUUCUCAACAAGUCUAUGAUCAGAUUGCCAAGGCUGAAAUACUCGAAGACCCGCUUUUGGUAGCUCUGGGGUUGAGAAUUCUUGAACAUGCUGAUAAAUUAGAAACUUUCAAUUUAAAACUGGUUCCUAGCUCUGACCUAAAGCUUCCUCUCCGAAUGGCUCUUGAAGCAACUGGUGUGUAUAAUGGUCCUUUUGGCAUCUGCGGUAUGUGCUGUGAGACGAAGCAGCAUUCGGAGACGAUAAAGUUGAACUGUUCCCACCAAUUCUGUUAUGAUUGUUUAGUGAUGUAUGUUGAAGAUGGUGUACAAACUUCACAAUCUCCUAUUUCAUCUUUGAUGGCAAGCUCAUCGAGUCAGUCCACUACCGGUUGCCUUGAGUGCCCACAAUGCCAUACUCUUGCAUGCGUUAAUUGCGGUGCACCAUGGCAUUAUACAAGAACAUGUGAGGAAUAUUAUAACCUUGCUGCGGAGGAUGGAGAGAUUGAUGAUCCUGAUUUAGGUCAGUUGGCACAAAGCAAUAACUGGAGACGCUGUCAGCAAUGCAGGCAAUUGAUCGAGCUCACAGAUGGAUGCCACCACAUGAUCUGCCGAUGCGGCCAUGAAUUCUGCUUCUCCUGCGGUGCCGAAUACAGGGAGGGGUUGCAAAGUUGCCAAUGCGCAUUGUCAGAUGAAGACAAUAUUGAGUUUCCUACAAAUCCUUCUAUCGAUGAAUCGAAUCUGUGGGUUCCAGCAGUAAUGGACGCAUAUUCGGAACAAGAGAGAGCUCAACUGGCUCUAAUACAGAGAUUCCUGGCUGGAGGAUUCGGCCUUAGUGACCACCAGCCCUGCCAAUCACCUCCCCCGUGUUCAGACUCAUACAUGGAUACCAUAAAAGAUCUCUACCAACUACCUUGGCUCGAGAGGUUCGUCUCAGUGAUCAGCGACAGCUACAAUGAUGAACACAUCCAAUGAACAACAGCUUAAUACUGCAAGGAAGAUUUAUUUUUCAGGAAUAAGUUGUUUACUCUCUUUUGCUGUUCUUGAAAUGAUUCACUGAGGGCUUUGCUGAGCUUCAGGACAAAGCUCUGGGUGGUAUCAAUAGUUAGUAAUUUACCUGUUCUUGCAUGUUAUCCAUCAAUUAUAUGAGAUAUGUCACCAUGCAGGACAUUAUUUUAAAAGAAAGAGGAAAAAUAGAAAGGUGAAACAUUGUUUCUUUUAAACAGCUUUAGAUAUGGUGGAAGUUUGUGAAAAUUUAUUA